This is a messenger RNA of Closterium sp. Naga37s-1, 2631 nucleotides long. The record is from the annotation of a GenBank genome assembly. Lineage: Eukaryota; Viridiplantae; Streptophyta; Zygnematophyceae; Desmidiales; Closteriaceae.
AUGACGCGGGGUCAAGGACGCCCGCUGUGGUUGACGAGCGCGGCCCUCGUCGCCGUCGCCGUGCUUGUCGUCGCAGCCUCAUCCCUCACUAGCGCGGCGGAGCCGGAGAUUAUCCAGCUGCCGAGCGGCACGUGGAGCAUGAGCACGGUGGAUACGAGCGACAAGAACGCAGGGAUGGCCAACGACGCGGAGAACGAGGGGCGCGGGUACCUGCACUACAUGGCCACGGCCGUCAACAAGGGCCUCCACCUCGCGCAGGCCGCCGAGUCCAUCCGCGAUGUCAACGAAACCGCCGCCGCCGCCAUCCAGAGCGCCGCCGCGCUUCCCGCGGAUCAGCAGGCCUCGGCUGGACAGGCCGACGUGUACACGUCGAACAUGGGGCAGUAUCUCAAGUAUCACGGCGGCAAGAUGAUGACCGAGCCCAACGACCUUAAGGUGUACGUUCUAUGGUACGGCCGGUGGAGCAAGAAGCAGAAGCGCAUCAUCCGCCGCUUCCUCGUGUCCCUGGACCGCUCGAAGAAUAACUACCAGAAGUAUCCGACCGUCGUUGGGUGGUGGGCGAUUAACGUGCGGUACUAUACGAACGGCAAGAACGAACGCGCGACGCCGUACGUGAAGCUGUCGAAGGAGAUCAACGCCAAGUACAAGCUCGCGCCGCUCGGCACUGUGCUGAACCCGCUCACGCACGACAACGUCCGCUUGCUCCUGGCUAGCGCGUUCGACAAGUCGCAGAAGAAUUACUUCCCCAUGGACUCGAACGCCGCGUACCUGGUGCUCACCAGCCCCGACGUGUACGUGACGGACUUCUGCAAGGGCCUCUGCGCCUACCACACCAGCGCCACCUUCAACGGCACCCAGCUCGCGUACGCGUUUGUGGGCAACCCCGCUAAGCAGUGCCCGCAGUACUGCACGUACCAGUACUUCGACCCUACGUUCAGCGGCGUGAACGGCGACCUGGGUGCCGACUCGGUUGUGGAUAAGAUCGGCCACGAGCUGUCGGAGCUCGCGACGAAUCCGUUCCACGGCCGCAACGACAAGCCCGGGUGGGUGGUGGCCAAGUCUCAGAUCGAGAACGCGGACCUGUGCGAGUGGAGGUACGGCCCCACUAACUACGAGGAGGGCGGCAAGGUGUGGAACGUCAAGGGGUUCAACGGCACCAAGUUCCUCGUGCAGAUGAACUUCAACGGCAUGGCUCUGCCUCCCGCCAUCGCUGCUCCGCGCCAUCGCUGCUCCGCACCAUCGCUGCUCCAUCACCUUCAUCCCACUCUCUGCCUCUUCUUCCCGACCCCUGCCCCUCUCUCUUCUUCCGCAUCCCGUCCUUACGCCUGCCUCCUCUGCCACUGUCCUCCGUUUCUCCUCAAACCUCCCCCACCGCACCUCCCCUCUCUUACUCCACCUUCCGCUCCCCUCUCCCCUUCUCUCAUGUCUUCCCUCUCUUCUCAACUCCGUACCGCAAGCUCCAUCCACCUCACAAUCCCCUCAAACGGCUUGUGCAUGUGCGUGCGUGGGGGGGGGGGGGCGCGCGUGCAGGUGCCGUUCUGCCCCAUGGUGGGGUCGGAGGUGUUCAGCAGCGAGGUCAAGAAGACGGCCGUGCUCAUGGAGCACAUGCGCCGCGCCAUUGGCCUGCGCAUCCGCGAGAAGAAGGAGGUCUACGAGGGCGAGGUGGUGGAGCUGGCAGCGGAGGAGACGGAGAGUGUGAGUGGGGGGUACGGCAAGGCCAUCUGCCACGUGGUGGUGGCGCUCAAGACCGUCAAGGGCACCAAGCACCUCAAGCUCGACCCCUCCAUCUAUGACGCGCUGCUCAAGGAAAAGGUGGCAGUGGGGGACGUGAUCUACAUAGAGGCGAACAGUGGUGCGGUGAAGCGUGUGGGGCGCAGCGACGCAUUCGCGAGCGAGUUUGACCUGGAGGCGGAGGAGUACGUGCCCGUGCCCAAGGGCGACGUGCACAAGCGCAAGGAGCUCGUUCAGGACGUGACGUUGCACGAUUUGGACGCGGCGAAUGCGGCGCCACAGGGUGGGCAGGACAUCAUGAGCAUGAUGGGCGCGCUGCUGAAGCACAAGCGCACCGAGGUCACUGACAAGCUGCGCCAAGAGAUCAACAAGGUGGUGAACAAGUACAUAGACGAGGGCAUAGCGGAGCUCAUCCCGGGGGUGCUCUUCAUUGAUGAGGUGCACAUGCUCGAUAUAGAGUGCUUCACGUUUCUCAACAGAGCGUUGGAGAGCCAGCUAGCGCCGAUAGUCAUAUUCGCCACCAACCGAGGCAUCUGCCCGAUACGGGGAACGGAUGUGCUGAGUCCGCAUGGCAUCCCGGUUGACUUGCUCGACCGCCUAGUCAUCAUCACCACACUGCCGUAUACCCCCGACGAGAUGCUCAAGAUCAUAGCCAUCAGAGCGCAGGUGGAGGGGCUCUCCAUUGACGAGCACUGCCUUGCCUUGCUCGGCGAGAUCGCAGAGAGAACGUCCCUCAGACAUGCAGUUCAGCUUCUCACACCCAGCAGUAUUGUGGCCAAGGCAAAUGGUCGAAGCAACCUGGCAAAGGAAGAUAUCGACGCAGUUUCAUUUCUCUUCUUGGACUCCAAAGCAUCGGCGAGGAUGUUGCAAGCUCAUUCAGACAAAUAUGUGUCACAAUGA